AUGGACAACAAAGAUGUUAGCGCAAAUGCUGGCUCUGUGGCGCAGACCACCGGUUCAAGCAAUGGGGCUGCUUCUGGUUCAGUGAAUAUGGUUGCGCCCGGGUCUGGUGGUUCUGCCAAUAUCUCUCGAGAUGCUUUUGAGGCGAACCCGAAGCCUUAUUUUGACAAUCUCCAUGCCAAGGAGAAGGCCGCUAAUAAGUGA
This is a messenger RNA of Thlaspi arvense, 201 nucleotides long. The record is from the annotation of a GenBank genome assembly. Lineage: Eukaryota; Viridiplantae; Streptophyta; Magnoliopsida; Brassicales; Brassicaceae.